UAUGAUUUUCCAUUUAUCAGUCGCGCGCAUGCACCCGAGACGCCGUCUUGUACUUGUUGUCGAUACUGAUUUCUCGCAUACAGAUUACUCACAGCUUUGACGCCAUACAGUGCUUUUCGAUCAUCGUAUACUGUGAAUUCUCCGCUUAUGAUAGCCUCGUCAUCUGGUCGUCAUUGCCGAUAGUGUUUAUGCUAGACGGCAGCAAGAAACAUCAGAUAGAAAACGAGCCCAGCUAUUAAUUUUUUCAAUAAGAAAUCUUGGAGAAAACAAUCGCAUAGGAUAUACCCUGACAAUACCAACUGUCGUUCAGUGAAAUAGACCAUAUCGGAGAGGAAAAAAGACAACAUUUUUUUACUUGAACUGCCGUAAAAAUUUAUGGUGGAAGAGGUGAGAUAUUGAAAAAAUGUGCAUAAAUUUCUAUGUAGUUUGAUGGCACACUUAUACAUGUAGAUCCCUAUUAAGUGCUAUUUGCACUAUUAUGGCUACAUUACGAAUGCUUCUAGAAAUGCCAGUCGACAAACUGCCAAAUCAGUUGAAGAAUGAGAAGAUCUCAGCCGGCAACAGACGGUCAAAAAAACCAAUAAAACGAGAUUUUUGCAAUAGUCCCAAAUUCCACAUUUAUUCUUUAAGGUCUUUACCUCUUACGGCGCAUCAUUUGAUCGAUAACGUCAAAACCAUAUUAUCUGGACAUACGAGUGUACCAUUCAACUUGGAAGUGAGCCAGAGUGAUCUGCAAUACAUGUUGCAAGCUUACAAUAAACCAUUGAUGGACGGUGGCCUGCCUAGGCGAAGUUGUACCAAGACGAAUUGCAUGAAGAAUUUUCUUGCGCUUUUGCAAGGUGCAGAACUGGCCAAACUACGAACGUACGUGCUAUCGUCGAUCUUCACAUUGUGCUAUUUUCUAAGAAAAUACCAUGAGAGUGAUGAACAACUGAAUGAUGCUUACAUGAGAAUUAAAAAUAAAAUAGCACCCUCGAGAAAACAAAUAUCUAGAAUCGCUAAACUCAUUGUGAAACCUGGGGAUAAAGUGAAUUUCGAACGAAUCAGGGGUGUUUGUCGAAAUAACUGCAUAGAACUGAGCCAACUUCUUAAUACUAAUCAGACAAUUUUCGACGAAGUGACCGAAGAGGACGAAGCUUGUAUGAAAUACUAUUUCAGAUGUUACGAGGUCGAGUCUGCAAUUGAACCGGAAGAUGAAUUUGUUGUAUUCAAAAACAAAGACGGUGCCCCACUGUACGUCCGUGGUCGUGAGCUGUUAACUUUAACAGAAUUUGAAGCUGGCGAAGCAACCAGACUUCAAUCAGAACAACACCAUGAAGAUGAUGGCAAAAAUCACGAUAGCGAAAAAGAAGUUACGGACGUGGGGGAUACCGAGUAUACAUUUGAAGUAAACAACAACGUAUAUAACGAGGAUUAUUUUAUAAACAGUAAUAAGGAUUAUAACGAUGGUUAUUUUGAAGAGAACUGUAUGGAAGACAACAAAGAUAAUUUUGAAGAUUUCUACAUCGAGAACGAUAAAGAUAAUUUUGACGAGAGACAUAUCGAGAAUAAGGGUAAUUUUAAAGAGAACGACUUCGGAAACGACAAGGAAGCGUAUAUUGAAGACAACAAAGUAGAAGUAUAUGUGAAUGAACCGGAAGUGGAGAUUGAAAUCGACGAAAAUAUGAUUCUAACGUCAGACCGAAUUCCAUUUCAAACAAGAUCUUCAAGCGCAUUGGAGAUCUCAAGUAUUACAAGCUACAAGUCGUUUGAUAAACAUUUCAACAACGAACGCCGUAGUGAUGUCAAAUUCGUUUUCGGCGACGGCAAAUGUAUCCAUGCUCACUCAAUUAUUUUGGAAAGCAAGAGUGACGCCUUCACGGAUUUAUUUUCAAAUGACGUGUCAGUUACAUCGCCUGGCAUCAUCAAUGUCAAAAACGUUGACUACGAAGUGAUGUACGAGGUGAUUCGAUUUAUCUACACGGACAAAGUACAAAAUCUUGAUAUUUUUGCAUCCCAGCUCUUAGAACCAGCAAAGACAUUUAUACUCGAGGAUUUGAAAGUAAUUUGCGAAGAUCAGCUUUGCAAGGAUAUGUCGAUCGACAACGUUAUUGAUUUGUUGAUGUUGGCGGAAGAUUACGAUCUUAGUGUUCUGAAGAAACAAGCAAAGCAGUUAGUGGCUGCAAACAUGAAGGAUAUUGUUAUUUUAGCCAAAUUUGAGAACCUGAUAAUUCAUCAUCCGAAAAUCGCUCUUGAUGUUGUCCGCUACAGCGCCGUUAAAUAAUAGCGAGGAAAGCAUGAAUAUAUGUCCAUUACUUGUGGUGAUGAGGUGGCGAGAGCGUCGAAGCCACCGAUGAGUUUUUGAUUGUCAACAAUACAAACAUAGAUAAAUACAAAUUUACCAAAAAGGAUCAACUCUCGAACAAGUUUAUAAGCAAAAUGAAUUGACUAAUAAAAGUAAUGGCUUCUUCAGCUACGGAACUCUAAACUGCAUUUAGACAACCAGACAGACCACAUAAGAGACUUCGUUUAUUCGCCGAAUGGCACAACCAGGAGAUCGUUAAUUUUGCAAAAUUCUACGAAAGAGAGUAACUCAGCAACGUAAAAUUUAUUAAAAGUUACGGUCGAACUAUCCACAUUCACAAGACUAUCCUUGUCAACAAGAAGUAUUCAUGGCAAUGUUCGACAAAUGCUCCGUGGAGCAGAUUGAAGCGAUCACGGUACACGGCAUCCACGAUGAGGUAUUCGAGAAGUUCCAAUACUUUACACCAACGGCAUUCCCAACUUACCCAAACAUGUCUGCAAGCUACUGAUUUGAAACUCGUCUGCGAGGCGGAUCUGCAAAUAAAGCUUGUCGGUUUCAAAUGUUGUCAAUGGUCUCGUCACUGCUUGCUCCUAUAAUUUAACUCGAUUUGAGAAACAAAUUAUUAAUUUUAUAGUCUCAUACAUAAAAGAUUUUGUGAAUGAGCCAACGUUCGAGUCAGUCACCUUCAUCAACAUCAAGUUCUUAUGGCAAUUUUGCGUUGUACUGCUGAGCAAAAUAAUCCAUAGGGAUUUUAUUUCUAUAGAGCACAUGUACUAUUCUUUGAUACGAUUAUGAUUUUCAAAACUAUGUCUUUCAAGUAAAUAAUUUUCAUUCCAAUGGUUGCUCUAUUCUAUACAAGUGAUAAGUAAAAUUAUUGUUGUAGAUAGAUGUUUGUAUUUAUUUAUUUAUCGAGCAACAGUAUAAAUUUAACCGAAUAAAAUAUGAUGAU
Molecule: messenger RNA, 3233 nt
Organism: Phymastichus coffea
Lineage: Eukaryota; Metazoa; Arthropoda; Insecta; Hymenoptera; Eulophidae
Product: TD and POZ domain-containing protein 3-like
Exons: 6
Coding region: 479-2263 (594 amino acids)
Biological process (GO): proteasome-mediated ubiquitin-dependent protein catabolic process; regulation of proteolysis
Cellular component (GO): cytoplasm
Molecular function (GO): ubiquitin protein ligase binding
Source: RefSeq, a predicted model, not a curated record